ACUAGUUUGGAGCUCAGCUCAGAGGACAGGAACAGCUGAAAAAGAAAAACAAAGCCACGACGACGACGACGGUAUAAACAGCAGAUGUGCGACUGAAAUUUACUUUAAAAAGUCGGUGACACCAUCGCUGGGCACAACAUUUUAUGUCACCAGACCGAAUUUGAAAAGCCUUAAUUUAGUCAAUCCCGGUGAUCAGACAAUGGGGCGCAUCUUCUUGGACCACAUCGGCGGAACACGUCUCUUCUCUUGUGCCAACUGUGACACAAUCCUGACUAAUAGGUCUGAGCUAAUCUCCACACGAUUCACAGGAGCCACAGGCAGAGCUUUCCUCUUCAAUAAGGUGGUGAACCUCCAGUACAGUGAGGUGCAGGACAGAGUGAUGCUCACCGGCAGACACAUGGUGAGGGACGUCAGCUGCAAGAACUGCAACAGCAAGCUGGGUUGGAUCUAUGAGUUUGCUACUGAGGACAGUCAGCGGUACAAGGAGGGCCGAGUCAUCCUGGAGAGGGCACUGGUUAGGGAGAGUGAGGGCUUUGAAGAGCAUGUCCCCUCAGAUAACUCCUGAGUCCUUGAAGUGGUAUUAGGUUGAGUGGGAAGGCUCAGUCCUGUGCCCUCCUUUCCUUCUCCUUUGCCCCCUUUGCCUCUGUGCUGCACACCACCACCUGCAGACUUAGUGGUCAGUGAAGUUCUGGCUUCACCCUCCCACACCCCUUCUCUCUCUGGCCAAUGAUCUUAGAUCUUUGCUGACUAAAAGAUUGGUGUGCUUGAUCUAUUCUUGCUGAAUAGACUUCCCCAAAAUAUCUUUUGAUUGAUGAAUCACAGGGCAGUCAAUUGAAACAGCUGGAAAUGCUCUUAGAGAGUUCGCUAAAGCAUUUAAGCACUGUCUCACACACAGUUGUCAUCACAGAUCCACAAGGCAUGUGCCACACUUUCAUGGUAAUUAAAAUACAUGCAUGAUAAUACACAGAUCAGUCACAUUUUAAAGAAUAUUUGCUAGCUUUUUUAUUUGUUUGUGUAACAGGAGCUAGUGGAGCUUAGUAUGAUCAUUAUCCAAGCAUGGGCAAAGCGACCAGCCAGUGCUCCAUACCGCUGUUAAAUGAGCCAAACAUACUGGUUUAGUGGUAUUUGUGUUUCCGUAUUGUGAAUGUUGACCCAAUGUAUCUGUCACUGGUUGCACUGAAAGCAUUCAAUAUCAUGAUAAUUGAUUAUGUGUCAGUUACCUUUUCUUCGCUUGCAGUGUAGUGGAUGUAAUUGUGUUCUCAUCCCACUGAUACAGUGAGGACUGCACAGAUUGAUGUCAUAUUUAAGUAUUCAUUGUUGUGCCUGAACAGUAGUUUUCUUUAGAUUAGGCUCAUUAUUUUAAUGACAUGACGUAUUUCAGAUGAACAGAGUAGACAACCUGUUUACUUCAGUUCCACCUGUGUUUAGCUUACCAUGGAUUCUGUGCCUCUGCGUGUGAAGAGCAGCAUGCCACUUUAGUGACUUGUCAGGAGCAUGUUCCUUUCAGCCGUUCGUCUUCAGUGUGACACAGUGCGUCUGAAAAAUGACGGAGACAUUCUCUGACUGCGCGGCAGCUUAAAGGACAGGAUUUUUAGAGAAUAGGUCAUAUUUGAAAGUCGCUCAGUGAUUGUGUGGGACAAGUGUACAGGUUUUGAAGGAAUAACUAAAAACACAAUGCAGUGGGCAUUCAUCAAACAGCAUUUUCUUGAAUCUAAAAAUAUGUUCAGUACUGUAUUUGACCAUCCUACAUGUAUUUAAACCCUUAAACACAUCAAUGCAAAUGCUGCUGAGCUACUUUCAGGUUUGUGACACAUCCUCUUUAUAAUCCUAGGCUUGGGGCAUGUUUGGUCAUAAGAUGAAUCGCUUCUUAGAACACAAAGCCAGGCAAGCUUUGAGUAUUUAUCUUCAAAGUCAAGCCCUUGCUGUUGGAGUAGGCCAGAGCCUGCAUUUUAUAUUGUCAAACUGUAAAAUAAAAAUAGAUAAUUUACUUGACAUAUGAGGGUAAUUUGGGACUGGGUUGGAGCACAGCCACCCAGCCCUGAUGUUACCUUAUUUAUGCUUUGGGCGUUACCAGAAUGGUCCAGCCUUCACUAGUGACACUGUUAAUGUUUUGCUUGUUUUUUGCAAGGUCAUGCUUGACGGUGCAAGUUUUAAUUUCCAGAAGACAAAAAAAAAAUAUCCAGGACACUGAAACCAUUCAUGUUCCAAAGUCAGUGCAGUGUACAGCUAGUGGCCACAAUCGAAUAUCAUCAUUUUGUUGUUCACGUUCAGCAUUUUAUUGAUAGCAAUUGUUUUUACUUUAUAUUAUCUGAUUAUUGUUUUAUUGAUCGAUUAUGUUUAUGUUAUGACAUAUUUUCUUGUUUGGGGGAUUAAUAUGAUACUUGUUUUCCUCUAUGGUUAUGGCUAGAUUUUCUCUGAUGUGAUUUCUAAAUAAAGAUGUAGUACCUGGGUUUAAACCUUA
Molecule: messenger RNA, 2461 nt
Organism: Neolamprologus brichardi
Lineage: Eukaryota; Metazoa; Chordata; Actinopteri; Cichliformes; Cichlidae
Product: protein yippee-like 5
Source: RefSeq, a predicted model, not a curated record